AUGGCUAGCAACGAAUGUCAUUGGAGCACUAGACAAAAGGAACCAAGAGUAGCAGGGCUGUAUGAGGUGAAUGAAACCACUGCUUUGGCUGCAAAAGUGGAUGCUUUGACCAAGAGUGUCAUGGAUAACAAUGCAUUGGCCACAAAGGUUGAAGCUUUGACACAGAGAUUUGAUCAGUUCAUGUUGGGUUCUGGCUCAAGUCCUAAGGCAGUGAUGUCAUGUGAAAUAUGUGGUGUUGGGCAUGCAACAACCCAAUGCCCCAUUCUUGUUGCUUCCCCUACACCGACUGUGUCAGUAGAGUAUGUCAGUGGAGGACCAAGGGGUCCGGGAAAUGCUUUCCGCAACACUUACAACUCGGGGUGGAAGAACCAUCCAAAUUUCUCUUGGAACCAAGGUCAGUCACAACAAAGACCACCACCACCUCAAGGUCCUCAGUUUCAGCCCCAACAACCACAAGAUAGGAAAUAUACCACUGAAGAUGUGUUGGCAAAGUUCAUGAUUAAUACUGAGGCAAGAUUUCAGAAUAUUAACAAUCAGUUAACACAGCAUGGGGGACAGUUCAGUGAGAUAAGCACUGUGUUGAGAAAUCUUCAAGCGCCUGUGCAAUCUCUUGUGAACCAGGUGGGACAGCUUGCUAGAGCGCAAUCAGAACGACCCUCAGGUAGCUUACCAAGCAACACUGAAAGCAACCCGAUGGAGCAUUUGACGGUUGUCACACUAAGAAGUGGGAAACAGUUGGAGGCAAGGGCCAAGGAGAGCCCAAGUGCCUCCAAUGAUGGGGUAGCCGUUCGGGAAGACCCUAGUUCAGGUGAGAAUGCGAGUGAAAAGAGUGAGAAGAAGCAUGAUGAAGAUGUUCCUAAGUCUCCGAUCCGAGGGGGGCCUGAGUAUAAACCUGUAGUGCCAUACCCCUCCAGGCUCAAGCAAGAUAAGGAAGAAGCUCAAUUCAAAAAGUUCCUUGGCAUUUUCAAGCAACUUCACAUUAACAUCCCCCUGGUCGAGGCUCUUUCACAGAUGCCCAAGUAUGCUAAAUUCUUGAAGGAUCUCCUCACCAACAAGAGGAAGCUAGAAGACUUGGAGACUGUGACUCUGUCGAGGAAUUGUUCUGCUGUGAUCCAGAAGAUGCUUCCUAAGAAACUCACUGAUCCCGGCAGCUUCAUCAUCCCCUGUGUGAUUGGGGGAAGGAAUGAAAGAAAAUGCUUUAGCUGA
This is a messenger RNA of Dioscorea cayenensis subsp. rotundata (Guinea yam), 1206 nucleotides long. RefSeq lists its product as uncharacterized. Bases 1 to 1206 code for a protein of 401 amino acids. NCBI's taxonomy places the organism in Eukaryota, Viridiplantae, Streptophyta, Magnoliopsida, Dioscoreales, Dioscoreaceae. The transcript has a single exon. The record is from RefSeq and is a predicted model, not a curated record.